CCCCCUAUAGUUCCAAUCCUUUUAGACCCUAUAAAUUGAACACAUAUGAAGCAUUCUUCUGCACUCAAAAUUUUCAUUACUAGCAAACCAAACUUCUCAUUUCAAUUAUAAUAGUGCUGAAACAAUGGGGAGCAAGAAGGUACAAUCUUCAGUAAGCUUUUCGAUGAUGUUGUUCAUGGUUUUGAUGAUUAACAGUCAAGUUGUUAAUGGAGCAGUGUCAUGUGGAGAUGCAGUAUCUGAUCUUGUUCCAUGCGGUUCAUAUUUGAUGGGGUCUGGUACUAAUUCUUCUCCAACGAAAGAAUGCUGUGAUGGUGCACGGAAACUGAACCAAUUUGCUACUACUACUGCUGAUCGUCAGAGUUUAUGCGCAUGUUUGAAACAGACUGGACCUUCUUUUGGAGUUCAAGAAGAUAAGGCGAAACAACUCCCUGUUCUGUGCAAGCUUAAACUUAACAUCCCCAUUAGUCCUAAUGUUGAUUGCUCUAAAGUCCAGUGAACGUAAGCGGAAUUUGCAGGAGAGCUCGAGUUAUAUGCUUAGAAUAAGACUGGUGGAGUUUGUGAUGCCGCUGUGACUAGUGGUAGACUUACAUCAUGGAUGCAGAGCCAAGCCAUUUUUAUUGUGUUGUGUUGUUAGUGCGGAUACGCAUAUGUAGUGUGUGAAACUUUGCAAGCAUUAAUAUAAAGAUCUUUUACUAUCUUGAUCAGCAA
This is a messenger RNA of Papaver somniferum (opium poppy), 708 nucleotides long. Its product is annotated as non-specific lipid-transfer protein-like. Gene Ontology annotation, cellular component: membrane. The record is from RefSeq and is a predicted model, not a curated record. Gene Ontology annotation, molecular function: lipid binding. The coding region runs from base 125 to 496 and encodes 123 amino acids. Gene Ontology annotation, biological process: lipid transport. The transcript is spliced from 2 exons. Lineage: Eukaryota; Viridiplantae; Streptophyta; Magnoliopsida; Ranunculales; Papaveraceae.